ACCUGCCAUGAGUAAACGAAAGAAUCCUUCAGGAACGGAUAAUUUAAAUGGGGACUUCUGCGACUUCUUGAUGGAAUUAGCAGAAUAUGAAAAAAACGUUAGCCGUAACAUACACAAGUACAAUGCCUACAGGAAAGCAGCAAGUGUUUUGGCUUCUCACAGGAAGAGAAUAGAAUCCGGAGACGAAGCCAAAAAAUUAAACGGAAUCGGUGACAAAAUUUCGAAAAAAAUCGAUGAGUUCCUACAAACCGGAAAACUACAGAAGCUUGAAAAUAUUCAUCAUGAUGAGGAUGCUCAAUCCAUCAGUUUGCUUACGCGAGUUUCAGGAAUUGGUCCCAUGAAAGCAGCUGACUUAGUAAAGAGCGGGAUUAAAACUAUAGAAGCUCUCAGAGAGAGCCAAAACAAAUUAAACCAUCAUCAACUGAUUGGUCUAAAAUACUUUGAAGAUUUUGAGAAGAAGAUACCAAGAACGGAGAUACAAGAAAUUGAAACCAAAUUGAAAGCCAAAAUUUUGGAACAAGAUCCUCAAUUCACCGUGACAAUUUGUGGCAGUUACAGGCGCGGCAAGUCAGAAAGCGGCGAUAUAGACGCCCUCGUGACCCACCCAUCAGUCGUAGCCGAUAGUAAGAAGAAACACAACGAGCAACUGCUCAAGAGCAUUGUGGAUGCUUUGAGCGGAUUGGUUACAGACACUAUCUCUAUGGGAGACACUAAAUUUAUGGGCGUAUGUCGACUACCAGGACUUCCAGCUCGUCGUCUAGAUAUCCGACUAGUCCUGCCCACGCAGUACCACUGCGCAGUCCUGUACUUCACGGGUAGCGACGUCUUCAACAAGCAGAUGCGUGCACACGCGCUCGAGAAGGGGUUCACGCUGAACGAGUAUUCGCUGAGACCGGUCGGAGUCACAGGUGUACCCGGUGAACCAGUGCCAGUAUCCUCGGAAGAAGACAUAUUCGAUUACAUUGACUAUCCUUACAAAAAGCCAGAGGAUCGUAACAUGUAGUAGGUUAUCGUGUCGCAUUAAGAGGAUACGGUAGCGAAAAUGCUAAAAUGGAAAGGA
Messenger RNA from Leguminivora glycinivorella, 1060 nucleotides. RefSeq names its product DNA polymerase beta-like. Gene Ontology annotation, biological process: double-strand break repair via nonhomologous end joining. Gene Ontology annotation, molecular function: DNA-directed DNA polymerase activity; DNA binding. Gene Ontology annotation, cellular component: nucleus. The record is from RefSeq and is a predicted model, not a curated record. Bases 8 to 1003 code for a protein of 331 amino acids. NCBI's taxonomy places the organism in Eukaryota, Metazoa, Arthropoda, Insecta, Lepidoptera, Tortricidae. The transcript is spliced from 5 exons.